AUGGCCCCGCACGGGCCCCGUGCCGGGCCCGCGGAGGGUCUAGCUCCUGGGCUGGCGCCUCACACUUGGCUGCCCCGUCCCUCAGCGUGGCAGCAGCCGUUUCUCAACAUCUUCAGACACUUCAGAGUGGACGAGUGGAAGCGAUCCGCCAAGGAGGGGGAUGUGGCCGUAGUGACGGACAAGACCCUGAAGGGUACCGUGUAUCGCAUCCGGGCCUCCAUUUCUACGGGCAGCUACAUCCAGCUCCCCAGGAUUAGCACACAGUCCCUGGGACUGACUGGGCGCUACCUGUAUGUCCUUUUUCGGCCCCUGAGCAGCAAGCAUUUUGUCAUCCACCUGGACGUGUCCACUGAGGACAGUCAAGUCAUCCGGGUGUCUUUCUCCAGUCUCUUCAAAGAGUUCAAAUCCACAGCCACAUGGCUUCAGUUUCCCUUUGUCUUUGAGGCCAGGACAUCUGGAAGAGACCUGUCAGGUGUGGCCCCUGCUGGCACCCGCUGGACCUUCCUACAGCUCAACCUGCCGGACAUCCUCCUGCUCUACCUGAACCACAGCUACAGCCACCUCAAGAGUAUCAGGUUGUGUGCCAGCCUCCUGGUCAGAAACCUCUACACCAGUGACCUGUGCUUUGACCCUGCUGCCAGUGUCACUGGGGCUCGGCAGGCCAAGGUGCCCAUCAUUCCUGUGCCUCGAGAAAUGGCGUUCCCAGUACCAAAGGGUGAGAGCUGGCAUGACCACUAUGUCCAUGUCCGGUUUCCAAGCGAUGGCAUGAAAGUUCCUUCUGAGCUGGUUCAGAAGACCCGUCCUCCAGGAACAGGCCUCCUGGGACCUAUGCCACAGCUUCUCCCCUGCCCGGUGGCCAUCAGCAAACCUAUGCAGGACAGUGGAUCCCCUACAGUCCAGAAACCCAGCCCCACAGCCAUGAGUGCCUCCUCUUCCAAGACAGGGCCAGGGUGCCAGGAGACACUUGUGUCCCCACAGGCCCUCAUGGCACCCAGGCCCCUUGCAGAGAACAGUCUAUCCCUCCAGUCCUCAAAGAGCUCAGUCUUAGGAGUCCUCAGUGUCUGUAGCCAACUGCCUGCCCCUUGUUCAGAGGCCACUGGUGUGGACGUGGCUGCCCACAGUGUCCACGUCUCUGUUCAUGAGUCAGCUCUGGCCCUUGAGGACUCUAGCUGCCGAGAACAUCUGGGAAGACAGCAGAGAUGGCAGGAGGCAGCUUCCAGCAAGAGUCUAUCUCAACAAAGACACUUCCUCCCGGACCCAAUCUUGAGGCUCAAGAGGGUCAUCGGUUUUGGGGGCCACAGCACCAAAUGGGUUCUGUGGACCAAGGAUGGGGCAGCUGUCAUCUACCCCUGCCAUGCGGUCAUCAUCACCCUGUGCAUUGACACAGGGGAACAGCGCUUCUUCCUUGGCCACACGGACAAGGUCUCUGCCUUGGCACUGGAUGGGAACAACUCACUGUUGGCCUCAGCACAGGCACAGCCCCCUUGCAUGAUGCGGCUCUGGGACUUCCAGACUCGGGUGUGCCUGUCCCUUUUCCGGAGCCCGAUGCACAUUGUCAUCGCACUCAGCUUCUCUGACUGCGGGUCCCUUCUCUGUGGUGUUGGCAAGGACCGCCAUGGGAGGACGGUGGUAGUGGCGUGGGGCACAGGCCCAGUGCGCCUUGGUGGUGAGGUGGUCAUUCUCGCGAAAGUGCACACCGACUUUGAUGUCCAGGCUUUCCGGGUUGCCUUUUUUGAUGGAACCAGGAUGGCGUCAUGUGGGCAGGGCAGCGUGCGGCUGUGGCGGCUACAUGGUGGGGUCCUGCGAUCCUGCCCUGUGGACCUUGGGGAGCACCGUGCACUACCGUUCACUGACCUUGCCUUUGAGCAGGCCCAGGACAGCUGUCAGGAAACCUCAUCCGGGACACUCUAUGUAUGCAGCCGCAGCGGCCACAUCCUAGAGAUUGACCACCGACGCAUGGCUGUUCAGCAUGCCCGCUGCCUGCUACCCACACAGGCCCCCAGUAGCCCCCACCUACAGAAGCAGACCUUCGGUGCAGGUCCCGGUGUCACCAUCAGCAGCCUCAGCAUCUCCCCAGCCAUGUGUGCUGUGGGCUCUGAGGAUGGCCGCCUGCGGCUCUGGCCCCUGGACUUCUCUUCAGUGCUCCUGGAAGCGGAGCACGAAGGCCCCAUCAGCUCAGUGUGUAUCAGCCCUAAUGGGCUACGCGUGCUGUCCACCACUUCCACGGGCCACUUGGGCUUCCUGGACAUCCCAUCCCAGGAGUACAGUGUGCUGGCUCGCUCCCACACAGCCUCCGUGCUGGCUUUCUCCAUGGACCAAACCCAGGGGCAGCUGGCCACUGUGUCCCAGGACCACACUGUCCGCAUCUGGGACCUAGCCACCCUUCAGCAGCUGUAUGACUUCACAUCACUUGAUGAUGCCCCACGUGCUAUAACCUUCCACCCUAUACGGCCGGCCUUCUUCUGUGGCUUUAGCAGUGGGGCUGUGCGCUCCUUCAGCCUGGAGGCCACUGAAGUUAUGGUGGAACACAUGUGUCCCCAAGGAGCCAUCACUGGCCUGGCUGUCACUCCUGAUGGUACCCACCUAUUCAGCUCCUGUUCUCGGGGCAACCUGGCCCAGUAUAACUGUUCCGGGCCCCAGUGCUGCAUCCUCCGUGUGGCAGCCAGCAUGGUGUGCCCAGAUGCCCACCCGAGCCCCAACAUCCUGGCAGUCAGCAGGGACAGCCACCUGCUGGCCUUUGUGGGUCCUUCCAAGAGCACAGUGACUAUUGUGGACUCAGCCUCCCUGGAUGAGCUGCUGCGGGUCGACAUCAGCACCCUGGACCAAGCCAGUAGCUGUCUAGACUCCGCUGUGGCUGUCUGCUUUAGCCCUGCUGUCCUGGGCCACCUGCUGGUGUCCACAACGUCCAAAGUCAUGGUACUGGAUGCCACAUCAGGCCACAUUAUCCGGGAGCUGUGCACUGUCCACCCUGCGGCCUGUCCCUCCCUGGCCCUCAGUGAGGAUGCCCACUUCUUGCUGAUGGCCACUGGCCGAGCUGUCACGCUUUGGGACUACUCAACACAGGCCAGUCCAGGCUCGCAGGUGUACAUCGGCCACUCAGAGCCUGUGCAGGCUGUGGCCUUCACCUCUGACCAGCAGCAUGUCCUCAGCGUGGGGGAUGCCAUCUUCCUUUGGGACGCUGUGAUACCCCGACAAACUCUGCCAACCUCACCCCUGAGCGUGGCUCUGGCAUCCCCAGGCCCAGGUGUAGGACAGCUGGAUGAUGCAGUGUCUGGGGCCAGUGGGCUCCCUCGCCUGCAGGUGCCCGUGCCAUCUCAGGCCUCACCACUGAGGCUCAUCCAUGCUGGGCCCCUCGAGGGUGGUGAUGGUACCCUGUCCGCAUCAGAUGAAGAAGAACCCUGUGAGAAGAGCCACAGCCCAGAGGGGCUUCGCCAGGCCCCAGGUCCACUGGUGCUAGAGGAGAAGGAAAGCGGGGCUAGAGACGGGGCCUGGGGUGCUGCAGGGGGCUCCUGGGGGGGGGAGGCGAGGCCAUCUCCAGGGUUUAUAGGACAUGGCUUAUCUGUGCAUAGUUCUUGCUGCCCAGCACAGUGGAGGGACUUUGUGUAUAGUGGGGCAUCUCUGAAGGGUUACCAGGUGGUUCCAUGUCAUGUGGCUUCUUUCUCCUUCCUGCCAGGUGCCGAAAGCACCAGGAACAGGGGGGCCCAGCCCUGCACCCACCUGUAUUCCUACAAGCACUUUUUUGCACGCCACAGGACACUGGCCAAGAGUGUUGCCUUUUCUCCUGCCAGCGACCAGCAGCUGCACCUGAAGGCUGUCCUGGGCUAUAGCGGAAGUGGGCGGGCCAACAUGGUCUGGAGGCCGGACACAGGCUUCUUUGCCUACACAUGCGGCUGCCUGGUGGUGGUAGAGGACCUGCACUCUGGCGCCCAGCAGCACUGGUUCGGCCACCCCGAGGAGAUCUCCACACUGGCCCUCAGCCACAAUACCCAGGUCCUGGCUUCUGCCUCCGGCCGCAGCUCCAUAGCCACCCACUGUCAGAUCCGUAUCUGGGACGUGUCUGAGGGCCUCUGUCAUCAUCUCAUCUCUCACCAUGACACGAAUGUGCAGGCCGUGGCCUUCUCAUCUGACGACAGGCUCCUUGUCACACUGGGUGACUAUGGCGACCGCACCCUUGCCCUUUGGAGCACAACCACCUAUCACCUCUUGUCCUCCACCCGCCUCCCAGAACCAGUGCAUGGUGUAGCUUUCAACCCCUGGGAGGCUGACGAGCUCGUGUGUGUGGGCCAGCAUGCUGUCACUUUCUGGCUCUUACAGCAGCACGGGGCAGACAUCAAUCUCCAGGUGCGCCAAGAAUCAGUCCCUGAGGCAGUAGGGGCAGAUGAGCUGACCUCACUCUGCUAUGGGCCCCUGCCCUUGCUCUACUGCGGUUCCAGCUCUGGCCAGGUCUGUGUCUGGGACACACGUGCAGGCCACUGCUUCCUGGCCUGGGAGGCGGAUGACAGCGAGAUUGGUAUGCUUCUGUGCUCGGGCUCCAGGCUUGUCAGUGGCAGCAGUGCAGGGCGACUACGCCUAUGGGCCGUGGGGACCUUGCCAGAGCUAAGACACAAGGGCGCCAGGUCCUGUUCUGUGUUCAUGGAAUGUGAGCUCAGCCUGGAUGGUGCUAUUGUGAGCGCCAGUUUUGAUGACAGCAUGGAGAUGGGCGUGGUGGGCACUAUGGCUAGCACACUGUGGUAUGUCAGCUGGGUCGAGGGUACCAGCACUCGCCUUGUUAGCGGCCAUUGGAGCAAGGUGAAUGAAGUGGCCUUUAGCCCCAACGAGUCUCACUGUGCCACCUGCGGUGAGGACGGGAGUGUACGGGUGUGGUCCCUGGCCAGCCUGGAGCUAGUGAUACAGUUCCAGGUGCUGAACCAGAGUUGCCUGUGCCUUGCAUGGAGCCCCCAGUCCUGUGGACGCCCAGAGCAGCAGCGGCUAGCAGCUGGCUACAGUGAUGGCACACUGCGCCUCUUUAGCGUCUCCCGGACAGUCAUGGAGCUCAAGAUGCACCCCCACUUGGCUGCGCUGACAGCUGUUGCUUUCUCCACUGAUGGUCAGACCAUCCUCUCUGGAGACAAGGACGGGCUGGUGGCUGUGAGUCACCUUUGCACAGGGAUGACCUUCCGUGUGGUGAGUGACCACCGGGGUGCCCCAAUCUCCACCAUCCAGAUCACAAGUAAAGAGCACGGAGACUUUGGGGUAGAGGGCACAGACUUGUGGCUGGCUGCCAGUGGGGACCAGCGUGUCAGCAUCUGGGGCUCUGACUGGCUGAGGAACCACUGUGAGCUCCUGGACUGGCUGAGCUUCCCGAUGCCUGCUGGCCUAGAGACCCAGGGCCACCUGCCGCCCUCCCUUGCUGCCUUCUGCCCCUGGGACAGGGGGCUGCUGGUAUAUGUGGGCCCAGGGGGACACAAGGAGGUGAUUGUCUACAGCCUCCACCAGAAGCAGGUGGUGGAGAGGAUUCCGGUGCCUUUUUUUGCCACAUCCCUGAGCCUAUCCACAGGGGCCUGCCUCAUGGCCCUCGGCUUCGCUGAACGUGUGCUGAGGUUGGUGGACUGUACGUCGGGGACUUCCCAGGACUUUACCGGCCAUGGUUAUACAGUGCACCUGUGCAGAUUCACCCCAUCCGCCAGGCAGCUCUUCACAGUGGCCCACAAUGAGAUCCUGGUGUGGGAGGUCACAGGCCACUGAUCUGUGGUGAGGACCAUGGUGUCAAGUGCCCCAGGCCACCUGGGCAGAAGUGUGGCUGAGAAGCCAGGUUGUCAAAUGCCUCAUGUGAGGACAGGAUGACGGGGACAGACCAGAACUCCACGUAAACCAUCAGAACCAGACUGCUGUGAAUUUGAGCAACCUGAAAAUACAACAACCUGUUCACUUUUCACCUAGGGAGUUUUUUUAA
Molecule: messenger RNA, 5932 nt
Organism: Otolemur garnettii (small-eared galago)
Lineage: Eukaryota; Metazoa; Chordata; Mammalia; Primates; Galagidae
Gene: WDR90
Product: WD repeat domain 90
Exons: 40
Coding region: 1-5724 (1907 amino acids)
Cellular component (GO): centriole
Molecular function (GO): protein binding
Source: RefSeq, a predicted model, not a curated record